GGUCAUUAUUGACUCUCAAACGAAUCAGUCUAAAGGCUAUGGUUUCGUUUCCUUCCGAGAAGUACGGAGCGCUAUGAAAGCCGUCGAGACAAUGGACGGUUUUCUGACCAGCACCGGACGGAGAUUGAAAGUCCAAAUAAAGAAGGGAGAGGAGGAAGCUGCAGCGCAAGCGUUGGGAAUACCUGUUAGUCAGGUGAAAGCAAAUGGUAGGAAUAUGCCCGUCUGUGUGGGGGUAAUUUUGGUAACUCUCUUAGCCGAUCGUGGUGGUUCGGGUAACCGAGCUACACCUUAUUAA
Molecule: messenger RNA, 295 nt
Organism: Perkinsus marinus ATCC 50983
Lineage: Eukaryota; Perkinsozoa; Perkinsida; Perkinsidae
Exons: 2
Molecular function (GO): RNA binding
Source: RefSeq, a predicted model, not a curated record